AAAUAAACCGUUUUCUACUAGGGUAUAAGCAGAGUGGAGUUCUCUGCAUAAACAGAGCAGUAAACACAGCCAUUAUUAUGUCUACUGUAUUUCGAAGAGCUUCCUGGAAACUACGUCGUUUUAGUUCGGGUCUUCUUGCGACCCGAUAUUCUAGCAGCGCCACCGGUCUCUACGGGUUCGACCACUUGAAAAGUGCCAAAGGAUUCCGAAGAUUCGUCGAUGAAGCUAUUGAGAGGUCUGGUGAACUGGUUAAUCGCAUUUCAGAGACGGUUUCGUCAGCUGAAGUUAUACGAGCCAUGGAUGAGAUUUCAAACACAGUUUGUUGUGUGGUCGACUCUGCUGAACUUUGUAGAAAUACUCAUCCAGACAGGGAAUUUGUUGAAGAGGCUAACAAGGCAUCGAUGAGAAUCAAUGAAUAUCUACAUUUUCUUAAUACGAAUCAUACUUUAUAUAAUGCGAUGAAAAAAGCGGAGCAAGAUGAACAUUUACUUACAAAAGAGGCUCAUAGGGCUGCCCACCACCUACGCAUUGAUUUUGAAAAGGGUGGAAUCCAUCUCUCAUCUGAGAAAUUAGAUAGAGUGAAUCAGCUGCAUAUGGAAAUAUUUAAGCUCUCUGCGGAGUUUGGUGAAAACAUUGCUAUUGAUCCUGGUCAUGUGGAUGUAUAUCCAGCAUCACUUAUCCCAAAAAACAUUCAUCAUCUCCUUACUCCCAUUCAUUGUUCCACAUCUGGACCUUCAGGAGGAUCUCGUGGGGAAAAAGGGUUUCGAAUAACAACUGACCCCCGCAAUCUAGUUUCUGUUCUACAAUGGGUAUCAGAUGAAAAGGUUAGAAAGAGUUCAUAUAUCAAAGGUAUUUCCGUCCCAUAUGCAAACAUCGAAGUUCUUGAUAAGCUUAUUGCUGCUCGUCAUGAGCUUGCUGAGUUAAUGGGUUAUAGAUCUUAUGCUGAAUUCACGGUGAAACAAAAUUUGGCUUCAUCUCCUGAAGUUGUAACAUCCUUUCUCUGUGAGAUGAGUGAGGUGAUCAGGCCAAGAGCUGAUCAGGAGUUUGAGGCAAUUAGAAAAUUUAAGAGAGAAAAAUGUGGGAAUAACUGUAUUGAUUUGGAGCCAUGGGAUGAAGCAUACUAUACUGGGAUGAUGAAGUCUUCUGCUCAGAAUUUGAAUUCCUUGAUUGUAGCAUCAUAUUUUCCUUUGCCACAUUGCAUAGAAGGUUUGAAAGUAUUGGUGAAGUCAUUAUUUGGUGCAACAUUUCAUAAUGUUCCAAUGGCACCUGGCGAAUCAUGGCACCCAGACGUUAUCAAAAUGGUACUUCAUCAUCCUCAGGAGGGUGAUCUGGGGUAUCUAUACCUUGAUUUGUACUCCAGGAAGGGAAAAUACCCGGGGUGUGCUAAUUUUACGAUCAAAGGAGGCUGCCGCAUAUCUGAAACAGAAUACCAGCUUCCUGUUGUUGCCCUUGUUUGCAAUUUUUCUGGAUCGCAUAGUUCAUCAACUGUGAGGCUCACUCAUUGUGAAGUGGAAACCCUAUUUCAUGAGUUUGGACAUUCUCUUCAUUCCUUACUCUCAAGAACGGAUUACCAACAUUUUUCAGGUACUCGAGUGGCUCUUGACUUUGCCGAGAUGCCUUCCAAUCUCUUUGAGUAUUUUGCUUGGGAUUACCGGGUAUUGAAAACAUUUGCCAAGCACUAUUCAUCUGGGGAAGUAAUACCUGAGAGCUUGGUGAAGUCAAUGCACUGUGCUAGAGAUAUGUUUGCAGCGACUGAAUUGCAACGACAGAUUUUCUAUGCCUUGGUUGACCAAACACUUUUUGGAGAACAAGCAGACUCAUCCAGGGAUACAAGUUCUAUUGUUGCAGAUCUUAAAAGGCAGUAUACCAGUUGGAAGCAUGUGGAGGGUACCCAUUGGCAGAUCAGAUUCAGUCAUCUUCUAAACUACGGUGCAGGAUAUUAUACCUACUUGUAUGCUAGAUGUUUUUCGGCAACCAUAUGGAAAAAGUUAUUACACGAGGAUCCACUUUCAUUAGCCACAGGAACUGCUAUAAGGACGAAGUUAUUGCAACAUGGAGGAGCGAAAGAACCGGCUGAAAUGAUGAAUGAUCUUGUGGGAGAAGGUAUUAUCAGAUAUUGCAAUGGAGGGAUAGUUCCCAACAUGACCAGCUUCUUGGAUGAGUUAGGUUUGGUGGAAGAUCAGCUUUUGGGUCCCUUAUUGCAAUCAAGCAAAAGAUAGGCGAGUCUUUUCCCGGCAACAGUGGGAUGACAAAACACCGGAAACAAAUACAAGUUCCUGGGAGGUAUGAUUGAUCGACGAAGGAUGAUUUUCGGGCAUUUUUGUUUUCACUAGCUUUGCAGACUGGAGGAACUUUCUCAAUAAUGGAGUCGGCAUUUUCUUACAAGCUUGUUACUCGUUUGAGAUCGGCCACACAUGCUUUGCAUCAGAAGAACAUGUCAACCGAAUAUUUGCAUUUGAAGAAACAGUUUUGAUUUGGAUCAGCAUAUCUAAGAAAAAUUCACAAGGAAUCUUUGUUUUGCAUGUUGUAUCAUUUGAAAACCUAAGUUACAAAUAACAGAAGAAUUUGAAGCAAAGUAUCAAGUUCCUUCUUGCUUAGAGACAUUUUAGCAGUAAAAAUGAUUUGAAACUGAAUAUUCUGUACAGAAUCUUACUUUUAAUCAAAGGGAUCCAAAACUGUUAACAGUA
Molecule: messenger RNA, 2687 nt
Organism: Mercurialis annua (annual mercury)
Lineage: Eukaryota; Viridiplantae; Streptophyta; Magnoliopsida; Malpighiales; Euphorbiaceae
Product: mitochondrial intermediate peptidase, mitochondrial
Exons: 17
Coding region: 78-2219 (713 amino acids)
Biological process (GO): proteolysis; peptide metabolic process
Molecular function (GO): metalloendopeptidase activity
Source: RefSeq, a predicted model, not a curated record